ACUGCCACUGAUGAGCUGUCGGCUGAAGAGCUAACCGAUGACGGAAGCAAUAUUUACGAGCAGGCCAAUCCACCGCCUGGUCCCUGGCAGCCCAACGUUGUUGGAAGCAGCGUAAACACUGCAGUAGGAGGAGGACACAGCGGCCACACUAGUGGCGGCAUCCCUCUCGGAGGUAGCCAGGGCGGCUAUGGGGGACUACAUGGCCAGGGGGUGGCUCUGGGGAGUCUCGUUUCAUCGUUGGCGGGAUCACAGCGCUACACAGCCCACCAACAGGGCGGGGGACCACCCGGUAACGCUACUUCUCUAGCCGGACAACAACAACAACCAAAUGCCUGCCAUAAUCAGAUCAUUACGAGAAAAUCCAAUGGAACAGGCAGUUCAGGUACAAACUCUGAUGAUGAUGGAACGUACGCGAAUGAAAGCGAGUUGACAGCCCUCAGUUCAACUGGCUCAUCAUCUAACAAUAAUAACAACAACAACAAUAGUCAACAACAGCAGCAGCCACAGACAACUGCUAUCACGACGGUGGCCUGUACGGGUACGACAAGCACAGGCCCGUUGCUAAACGGUUCAGCUCCAGCCAACAUCACUGCCGCACAAGCAGCCCUCAUGCUUCAACAACAACAACAACUUCAAAGGAACGGACCUCCAGCGCCACCUAGAAACCUCACGAUGGGGGGCCCUAUGGGCCCCGGAGGCAGAGCUGGCUCAACGCAGUAUGUGGGCGCUUGCUCACCGGACAAUAGUCCCCACUACGAACAAGCGCGACAUGCUCCAUACUAUUAUACUCCAAACGAGUUAAAAAGCAACACGUUAACCAAUACGAGCAAACACGGCGGUCUCGCAGCUUCGACCAAUUCGCAUAUCUACCAUUGCGGCGAUGACCAUCUGCAGACGAAGACCGCUACCGCAGACGGUUACUCACCGUUUGCCUAUUCUGGCACCAUGAAUUCGACUGUUCCCGUUCGGCCCGUGCAGAGCAAUCCUCGGCCGUACCACACAUUAAGCCAACUGAAUAACGCGCAGCACGGAGCGCAGAUCGCUGGAUCUCAGUAUCAAUUUCAUCAGCCAAAUCGGAAUCUUCGAAAGGCCCUGGAGUCAGGCUUUAGUUGGAAAUGUUCGGCGGUCGCGUUCAUCUUUAUCGCUCUCGCACUUCUCGCCGCCACUGGAUACAUUUAUUUUACCCGGACAUCGGGUCGAACUGGCCAGCAUAUGCCUGUCGUCGUGACGGACCUACGCUCAUCCGAGACGUUGGACACACGGCCAAACCUUAAAAAUCCGGAUACAUUACCGACGAAAACAGUUCCCCCUGCUACAGUCGAUUCAUUUACUGAGCUCUCCGUUGGUCAUCGACACUCCCACACGAUAUUCGCGUAUGGCCAUUGGAACGUACAAUUCGUACAAAGUGAAGCAGCACUGGUUAAGUUCAACUACACGUUACCUUCAACUGCGAGCUUAGCUGUAUAUGGACGUCGUAACAGCGUUCCGACGCAUACCCGAUACGACUUCUCUGAGAUACUCAACGCCCGAUCAUCGGGCAUUCGUAGCCGCAAGGCCGCUACGUCGCAGGAAAUGGUUUCUAUCGAAUUUAUUCAUUUUCUCGAUCGCGGCCACUGGUAUUUGUCGAUCUAUAACGAUGGUGAUCAGCAAGAAGAGGUGUCCUUUGUGUCACGAGUAGCCGAUGUAUCUUCGCUUCCUUGUCCGUAUGACUGUCACGGCCAUGGAACUUGUAAUAUGGGCAAAUGUGACUGUGAUCCUGAUUUUACUGGCGAAGCGUGCGCCUAUCAACUCUGCCCAGUGUUGUGCAAUGGUCGCGGCAGCUACUCUGGAGGUCGAUGCGUAUGCCAACCAGGUUGGAAGGGCACUGAGUGUCAACUACGAGACGAAGAGUGCGAGCCAGCAGAUUGUUCAGGACAUGGAGAGUGCAUUGAUGGUGCCUGCAAAUGUUUCCAAGGAUACAAAGGUUCUGCUUGCGAUCAGGUGGACUGUAUUGAUCCCGACUGUUCGGGUCACGGGAUCUGUCUAUCUGGCCAAUGUAUCUGCAAAAAAGGCUGGAAAAGCGUCGACUGCUCUCAACCGGAUGAGGAAGCUCUUCGCUGUCUACCCGAUUGUUCAGGACAUGGCCGAUUCGAUGUCGAGUUACAGCGUUGUGUCUGCGAGGCGCCUUGGAGUGGACCUGACUGUGCAGCAGAGCAAUGUGCAUUGGACUGUGGUGAAAGGGGCCGAUGCCGCGGGGGUCGAUGCGAAUGCCUAGAAGGCUGGGCAGGACCAAAGUGUGGUCAGAGACUCUGCGAUCCCCGAUGUUCCCAACCACACGGUCAGUGCCGAAACGGAACUUGCGUCUGUGCUAUCGGAUGGAACGGAAAGCAUUGCACCAUGGAGGGUUGUCCUGUAGGAUGCAACCGUCAUGGCGAGUGUGUGAGUGUAGGCGGUGAAUGGACCUGUCGCUGCCAUGAUCCUUGGUCUGGAUCCAGUUGCAGCCAAGCCUCCGAGAGGAAGUGUGGAGACCGAGUGGAUAAUGAUGGAGAUGGUUUGGUGGACUGCGCUGAUUCCGAAUGCUGCUCGGCGCCUGAGUGUGCGUCGAAUCCACUUUGCUUCCAAUCAGCCGACCCCCGCGACGUGCUGUUGAGGAAGCAGCCGCCGGCGGUGACCGCAAGCUUCUUCCAACGGACGCAGUUUCUCAUCGAGGACGACUCGGUGCAAAGCUACGCAGUCAAAGGAGCUUUCAACCACAGCACGCUUUGGAAGCAUUUCAACUCGAGCCGCGCAUCGGUUCUACGAGGACAGGUGGUAUCUUCUUCACAUGCGCCAUUAACGGGGGUAAGAGUCGGAGUAGCUUCUGACGUUACCGCUGGAUUUACAGUUUCAAGAAGUGACGGUUGGUUUGACCUCAUGGUAAAUGGAGGAGGAGCUGUGACCUUACAGUUCCGCAGGGACCCGUUCAAGAUCCAUGAGCGGACACUUAUGGUUCCUGUGAAUGACAUUUUGGUUCUGGGUGAGGUAGUCAUGACACCCGGUGAACUAAAGGCUGUUGAUGGGCCCAAGAGUAACGCCAUCUGUACUGAACACGAUUUCGAAGCAAUGACACCAGUAAUUAUGGCAACAUGGCGGCAUGGCUUCCAAGGCGGCUGUAGUAAUCGUUCAGCCAUACUUGCUGAAUCGCAGGUUGUACAAGAAUCCCUGAAUAUACCUGGCACUGAUCUGCACCUUGUUUACCAUUCAAGUCGUGCUGCGGGAUAUUUUUCCACCAUCCAGCUUAAGCUAACACCUGACACGAUACCUGCGAGCCUUCGAUUGAUCCAUUUGAAAAUCUAUAUCGAAGGCGUGAUGUUCGAACGGGUGUUCGAAGCUGACCCUGCCAUCCAGUUUACGUAUGCGUGGAAUCGAAGAAAUACGUACAGACAAAAGGUCUACGGAAUCGCUUUGGCACACGUGCAUGUCGGAUACGAAUACUCAACAUGUUCAGACAUCAUCUGGGAAAUCCAAACAACCCCGGUAAGCGGGCACGACAUGUCCAUCUCGGAAAUUGGUGGUUGGAAUCUUGGAAUCCACCAUCGCUACAACUUUCAUGAGGGAAUCCUUCAGAAGGGUGACGGUGCUAACGUCUACCUUAAGAACAAGCCGAAAGUCUUGUCAACCAUAAUGGGCAGUGGUGAAGAAGGCCAACAACGUAAUCUUCAUUGUCCGGUUACUCAAUGUAAUGGCUUGCCACGUGACCAACGCCUUAUGGCACCGGUCGCCCUAGCAAGCUCACCUGAUGGUUCAAUAUUUGUCGGUGACUUCAAUCUCAUUCGGCGCAUUUCACCAGAUGGUGGACAAGUAGUCACUGUUGUCGAGCUGCCACCCUCUCAAAUUGCCUAUUCUUACCAUCUGGCUGUCGGACCGGCCACGGGUCAUCUCUAUAUCUCCGAUCCCGAAAGACACCAGGUGCUGCGUGUAGUUCGUUUGGAAGCUGUAGAGGAUCCCAGAAACAACCUUGAAGCUGUAGUCGGCUCAGGAGCUAAGUGUUUGCCAGGAGAUAAGUUGUUCUGUGGAGAUGGCAGACCUGCUCGAGAAGCUAAACUAUCGUAUCCCAAAGGCAUCGUUGUGUCUAUGUAUAAAGAAAUAUACAUCGCUGAUGGAACUAAUGUUCGGAUGGUCGAUCGUGCGGGUAUCAUGAAUACCCUUGUUGGUGAUCAUCAUCAUAAAGCUCACUGGAAGCCACUAUCGUGCGCUGGGACUCAUUUGUUGGGGCAGACAAAUCUUAAAUGGCCCUCAGAACUAGCUAUCAAUCCUGUGGACAACUCGUUACACAUUCUCGAUGACCACAUCGUCCUGCGACUGACGCCCGACCGCCGUCUUCGCGUCAUCGCUGGAAAGCCGGUCCACUGUGCCAGUACUCAGACAAACGGCAAAGGGGACUUUGCCACAGAAGCGCUAUUAGAAUCCCCAAUGGCUAUCACCUUCUCUCCGCAGGGUGAUCUUUAUAUAGCUGAAAGCGAUUCACAAACAGUGAACCGAGUACGGGUGGUAAGUCCAGAUGGAAAGCUGACUCACGCUGUGGGUGUAGUUGAAGCUAAAUGUUCGUGUCUUGACAUCAACUGUAAGUGUUUCGACCCCAACGAAGUGCUAGCAACCGCAGCUAAAUUCGACUCAAUUUCUGCCUUGACAGUUACACCAGACGGUACACUGCAUAUCGCUGAUAAAGGCAACCAUAUGAUCCGAUCGAUUGUCAAUCAGCUGCCCUCGCCGUCCGGUCCUCAACAUGCGAUUGAUAUCUAUUCGCCGGAAACCCAGGAAGUGUAUACAUUUAACCGGCAUGGUCAACACACUUCUACUCGGAACAUUGUUACAGGCCAAACCAAGUACACGUUUACUUACAAUGUUAAUACAGCUAACGGAAAACUGAGCUCGGUCACCGACGCUUCGGGCAAUAAAGUUUUCAUCCUGCGUGACACCAGCCACCAGGCAAAAUCGAUUGAGAACAGCCAAGGGGGCAAAUGCGUCUUGGAUAUUGGCUCGCGGCAUUCGAUGCUGCUGUCGUUCGCCACCGCAGACGGACAUAAGACCUCGUUCGAGUACCACGGCUCUAACACAGCGCUUCUAAAGUCAAAAUCAGACAGCUCUGGCCGCUCGGUCCUGUACUCAUACGAUCAUUACGGCCGACUGACUGACGCCAUUGCCCCUAGCGGAGAACAUAUUCGCUUGUCGUACAGUCUUAGCAUCCGCGGAGCCUCCGUUAUGGUUACACGAAACGGACGCGAAACCUCUGAGCUUCUAAUUCAAGGAGCCCACGGCGUCGUAAGCCAGAAGGGCUCGGUUGAGGAAAAAGUAAGAAUGGGGGCAGAUAACGGACUUGUUCUAGGGCAGGAUAACGGCCUAAUCAAAGACAUCGAAACUCAAGCGUUCCCGCUUCUUACGGAUAUGAACUCUGUGUACUCCGAGAUUUUCCCUGUUCCAACGAAACUGAGGCUUGGACUUAGCGAAGAUAUAACUCAACGGCUUGAAUGGCGGUACUACGCGAAGCCUGAAAGUGGCGUAGGCCGCAAAAGGACUGGCAUCGAUCAGGUGGGUCGACGUGCGAAGGUUAACGGAGAAAACCUGUUCGCAAUCGAAUUCGAUCGGCAACUUAAUACCGAAUCGGUCAUCGACAAGAAUUCUAUGGCUUUACUGACGGUCAAAUACAACCACAAGGGACAGCCAGAAUCGUGGACGCCGAGGGCCAAUAUCACUGGAGUAACGCUUGAAUACGACCGCUUUGGCCGUGUGACAAAAUGGGAGCGUGGUGAUCUCAUUGAAAGCUAUUCGUUUGAUUUAGCCGGCAGAUUAACUGACGUGCGUUACGCAGACCAUUCAGGCGUCAUCUACAAGUACGCCGAAAGUCCCGCUACUGUGCCGAAUGAAAUCAUCCUACCCAGCGGAAGCCGCUAUCAGCUGAUGUAUAAUGGACACUCGAGCUUACAGAGCGUCAUAACUCCAAACGGUCAUCGACACGAAAUCGCCUCGCAGACAUCGCUCGGCUUCUACAAACUGUUGUACCUACCUCCGGGCGCGAACCAUCCGUACGUAGUGCACUACGACGAGCGCGGCUUGGUGAUAGCCAAGUAUUAUCCACACUCGUUGGGGCGUGUCUCGUACGCGUAUAAUGACGAAGGCCGAUUGGCCACCGUACUAUGCGGGCAGGAGAGUACCAACUUCUACUAUGGAAACAAUAGCGCACUCGUGAAGUCUAUUACUAAAAACGUUCCAUUGCUGGAUACGCGAGUUGACUAUAGGCAUCACGGGAGCCUGCUUAAGGAAGAACGAUUCCGGUACAAUUCGAAGAGCCAGCUGGACAGCGUAAAACUUAAGUAUAUUUAUGAUGGAGGGAGGCUGUCGUCGGCAGACGUGGAGAUUGGAGGUAAAAGUACCUUUCAAGCUCGAUAUCGAUAUAACGUUGUCACAGGUCAAUUGGAACAGACUCACCAGUUUACUAUUAAUCGGCCUAAGCAGAACUCUGUGUUUAUUCAAGACGAACAGCGGCAAUUUAGUACAACUGUCCAGUUCGAUUCGUUUGGUCGAAUUGAAGCUCUAGCCCUGUCACUAUGGAACAAGGAACUCUUUGCCUACGUACCUAGGUACAACAACCGUAACCAAAUUGUGGCCAUUACCUCAAAGGUUGGCAAAGACGCCACCCCCGUCGAAACAAGGUUUAAUUACACACUCGACGGCUUCUUACAACUGGUAGAACCGGUGUCUUCCCCUGCUCAGUCUUGGCGUUAUGCGUACGAUAUCAACGGAAACCUUGAGAUGAUUCAAGAAGGCCCAAAACAAACCCACUUAAAAUACGACGCCGGCGAUCGUGUUGUUGGUUAUGGAGCUACUGAGAGCAUGUACAAAGCUGAUGCCAGGGGUUUCAUUACAAGACGCGGUGAAGAAUACUUCGAGUAUAAUGCCGAAGGUCAAAUGGUGCACGCAUGGCAGAACCGUGCCUAUGAUAUACACAUGUUCUACGAUCAGCGUGAUCGUCUCGUCGCCACCAAGGAUCACCGUGGCGGAAUUACGCAGUAUGUGUACGCCGAUCCAUUGCAUCCAGAACGUAUGACACACGUACAUCAUCCGAAGACUGGUGCCAGUAUUUCCUUUGUUUAUGAUAAUCGAGGCCACUUGAUGCAUAUCCUUAAAAAGGACAAUAGCAAAUUCUAUGUGGCUUGCGACCACCGCGGUACCCCAAUGGCCGUCUUCACUCAAGACGGAUCUGUGAUUAAGGAGAUCAGACGCGCACCUUUCGGGCAGGUGACUUACGAUAGUAACCCUGACUUCUUACUCCCCGUCGACUUCCUCGGUGGAAUUCGCGAACCUGUUACCCACUUGGUGUUCUAUGGGUCCCGGCCUUACGAUCCGACAUCCGCGCAGUGGCUGACGCCUACGUGGGAACGAGUGUUCAGUUUAAUCGCACAUCCACCAUUGGUCCAUCUUUAUCGCUUUAGGAAUAACGAUCCUAUCAACGCCGAUCAAAUACCGGAUAAAAUGACCACACUGGACUCAUGGCUUGUAGCUCUCGGGUACGAUCUAUCGAAGGUGAUUGUUCAGCCCCCACAAAUCAUGACGAGCCCCGUAGUAGGACAAGCUUAUCUCGUUCCCCUUACCGCGCCGACGCUACCUAUUGUCUCAGGUUUAAAUUGCCUCGCCAGUGAAAUCGCCGCCGAUUUCAGCAGACCUUCCGCCGUGGUACCAAGUGUAGUUAAAUCAAGUCAAGGUUUAUUUGAACGAGCAAUCAAUUCCCGUAUAGCGAGCUUACCAGGCGUAUUCGGCAAUGGAAUCUUACUCAAUCGACAGCCAUCAGGCACCGUUAAGGUGCACGUCCUGGCCGAGGCCACACCAAUUUUGCGUGAUGUCAUCAGCUCCGUUUUCAACAACACUCUCAUGCUCGACGUGCAUUUCAAUCAGCACGGCAUCGACUUAUUCUACUUUUCGCAGCCACAGCUUUCGAAAGCGGAUCGUGAUUGGGAGCAGUUGGGCAGAUUAGGAUCAACCCUUUUCAAUAUCACUCGUCAUCCUGUAGUCGACAGCGAGAGUGGCCGAAGACAACAGAUCGAUAUCCGAGUGCACAGCGCUAAUGUAGCUCUCAACAUUAAGUACGGAGCGACCGAAGCGGAGGAAAAACAGCGUGUCAUCAAUCACUUCAGAAGAAAAGCCGUUCAGGAGGCGUGGGAGUUAGAAGCGGCACGAGUAGCGAUUGGCCACAAGGGUAGCACUCACGAUUGGUCGCGGGCCGAGCGCGACGAGCUAAUGGCCAAUAAAAAGGUUGAACGAUAUUAUCCAAACGAUAUUCACGGCAUCGAUGCGUAUCCGGGUCUAGCCGACGAUCCCACCAAUAUCGCCUUCCGCAAAGAAAGCGCGCGCAAGAGGCGAGCAAAGUUCCGUCGAAGGAAGGAACAGAAAGACAGGGAGCAGAAAAACAACAAUAAGGAGUCCAGUAAAGACGGAAAGAACAAGGUUAACAAAGACAAUAAUAAUGAUAGUAACAGUAAUAAGGACAUCAAAGAGCACAAGUAGAGAAAAUAGCUAUGGACUAGGUGUCGACCAGCAUCAAGCUAGCCUCAAAGCAGCACUCUUUGAAAUACGUAGUGUACGUCUGAACUAAGGCCUUUAACUCUGUUAACAGAUACGAUUAGUUUUGAUUUUCAAUCUUAUAAUGAGUCCGGCUCACACUACCGCCGAGUAACUGAGCUCUGCUGGUACGCCGAAUAGCUUUACCGGUGAUGUCGUUGUUACUACGUAGACUUUGAAAUGGAUCAGUAUUCAAACAGUAAAAUAACUAUAAAAUCAGGGAUAUGCAUAAGAACAAUCCUUCUUGCCUCGACUCUCUGUGCAAAAAAAGAAACAUGGAAUGAGCUAAGCUUCCAGCCAGUGCUCCACUCGAAUAGUUCCAGUGGCGAUGUAGACGAAAUGGCAGAGAGCUAGAAUGAGACGUCACGUUCUGAAGUGUCAAGAGUAUUUUUUAAUUUAAAAGUCCUGAUGACAACAAUGAAAAUAACAAAUACAAUACUGUGUAUAUUCUAGUCCAUGUACAUAUGCUUUGACAAAAAAAAACUGAGUGAACGGCUCAGUCCGGAAGUCCUGCCCGAAAGUAAAAAAAAAAAAUAUGAAAAUCGACAAAAAUUAGUAAUUGAAAGAUAUACAUAAUACUGAUGAUGAAUAAUUGUGCUAUACGUGAACGAGUGACAGACAUAACAGACAAUAAUUGAAGAGAAUUUCCUACGAAAUCGAAUAAAUUAAUGGUGCGGUUAGGCACUCGCGAGUUCGUUCUCCAGGGUUUGUUGAUUGCAGCACCCCCCAGACUAAGCAGGGGGCUUAAUCAGUCCCGAUGACUGGAAGGAAGCAAAGUAGAAAGAGUGGAUAAUGCUGAUAACUAGAUAAUGUACAGUGAUUGAGACAUUUGCCGUAUCGUAUACGGGCUCUGUAUUAUAAACGAAAGAGAUACAUAAGUUUACAUAAAGAGGAGACGGAGAAAAGGAACACAGGUGGUACGUGCAUGGGCCACAGUGUGAUUACAUCAAAAUCAAGGGCAAACAUGUCAAGCGGCAGGCAUCAUCUCAGCGAAGUACAUGUUCAAGGAAACAGCAAAUUAUGAAUUGUUUUGCAACUAUGAAAAUUCCACUUGGUUGUUCUCGGCCACGAAGCGGAGCGACCACCUUGUAGGCCCUUAAGUGAACCUAAAACGUCAAGAUCUAAUUUAAUUUUAGCUAAUAGAUGCAGGACAGUGCUGAGAGAUGCAGCCUUGACCAGGUAUAUAAACAGACACAAAGACAAACGUAGAUUCACUCAUAGAAACAUGGACGACGUUAACGAAUAGUUACGGCGAUAUCGUAGGAACUCAUCUUCUUAGAGUUGUGUGCGGGGGCAGUAUCUGCGACACACAACUAAGCAAAAAAAACAUUUCAACUGAAUGAACCGAUGAGCAAGGCGCCAUGUGAUGUUUAACUGUAAAAAACUUCAACAGUAGAUAUAAUAGUGUGAAAUAUGCACGAAGUUGAAAUACGAAGGUCCAGUGUCAUAAAGGGUGUGGAUAAUGGAACAAUUCAUCAGUUCAAUGUUCACCAUCAUUACUACUUCUGUGAACUAGAAAAAAAGAUCAAUGAUAUAUACGGGCGGGAAACAUCUUGGACUCGUCGACACCGCCAAAUAUCAAUUUUCCAAAUCACACAUCCAAAUACAUCGGUAUGGAGCUGUGCGUGCCGUUGAUUUGUGAAAGCUCUCAAUAUUCAACGCCACCUAAUUACCCCCCAGUGUGCUUUUUUUUUUUUUUCGGUUUUUUGCCUUGCGAUAGUAUUUUUUGUAUAUUCUUCCGCUGUCUGCUUAACCUAGAAGAGUUGGAGGCGUAGUUACCUACUAACAGCCAACGCUCACACAGACACAGAGAAAAAACAACCCCAGAUUAACAAAUUACGAUCAAUCGGUAGGACUUUAAGUGAGCUGAACGAUUCACAUUUUAAAACUACGAUUUUAAUUAUCAUAAAUGCGGCUUAUUCGGUUCCCUUCGCUAACCCUGUUCUGUAUAUUCCUACGAUUUUAUUUUAUAAAAGCAGCACAUUGGCAUACAAACCACAUGGACGCCAUAUGUUCGUCUGCAAAGCGAGUUCAUCUAUCCCUCGAAGCAUCAUUGUGUGUACAAGGGCGUUCGGUACAAUUUCGUGAAUUUCAUUAAAAGAACGCAUUUUUCUACAUGCGCCGAUAGAGAAACAUUACUAAACGACGCGUUUGUUCAGCUCGAUUGCCACUCUCUCAUCGAAGUCUCCCUAGAGUAGGCCACCACACAAACGUUCAGCAGACUUAAACUUAUGACUAAUAGUAAGAUAAAAAUACUAAAAACCCAAAAGCCCAAUUCAGCCCAUACGAAUAAUUAUGGCAAACCACACGAACGAGCCUAUAGAAAAUACCAUCUUAAAAACAGCAUACAAUAACCGUAUCUAAAUUCGAGGAUCGCCAGAGAUGGCUUCCGAGGCUCUUUUCGAUGAAUUCCUUUUUUCAUUCCCCGAUGUCCUCAGUCACCGAAUCCCUCUUCUAUGUUAGCAUGCGAAUAUCUUUCACGAACCCUUCGCACGCCUUAUAUUGACCGGCGACAGCAUUAGAUGUCUACUACAGUCUAUAAUCGUGAUGGAACCUAUCCGCUACGACGUCUUUGGACUAUAUCCACUUCGCUCUUCUUCCUGGUCUAAUUCAUUAUUUACUGUUUUUUCAUAUACGAAUUAAAUUGCCUCAUGACCUUCUAUCUUCCCAUCCGUUUUUGUCAGUUUCUUUCAAUCGCAUGCUGUAAAUUUAUUUUGUUUUUUUUUAAAAAUAGUGUGAUUUACCAGCGUACUUGGCUGUGUGAGACCAUAUGACUUGCCUGACCUCCUUGCUCAAGAACUAACAAGAACAAACUCUAAUUACGCGAUAAGCUGUAGCGAGUACAGAACGAUGACGAGGAACGCAAAAAAGGAAAAGCUUUAGGAUCUACUUAAACUUUUCUUGCUAUCAGGAGCAAACGGAAACACUACACGACGUUUUGCUGUCCUCAGACUUACUUUAUUGUUAUAGGAAAAUCAUUAUAUAAAAUAAAUUUUAAUGUGAAUAAUUAUGUAUGUACAUUUGUCGCGAAAUAUUUCUAUCCGUACACGUGUGUAAGUGUGCAUAUAUGUACUGAAAAAAAUUUUGGUCUAGCUACGGAUGACAAGUGUGCGUGGCAUAGAGGAUAUUAACAAAAGAACAAACAUUCAGACUUUACAUUGUUUUGCAAUACAUCGAAUCAAACGACUGAUUACUUGCGCGACUGUACACUAAGUUAGUUCUUGGUAAAGUUUCUAAUUCAUCCGGUAUUGAGCUGAGUAGAAUUCAGGGACGGAUUUGGCUACUCGGAAACAUUAUAGACAAAGACAAAACAUGCACUAUUACCAAUAUGUGUUAUCGCAGGAAACGUCACUAAAGAGCACACAAGUAUAUAUAGACGCGUUCUCGUAUGUGCGUAAGUUCAUAUAAAAACCCAACAGAUGAAAACGAUGGAACGUGAAGUUUAUAAAGUGACACGUAACACAGCGAUGUAGAGUAAAAACGUGGAAAAAAAAACACAGCGGAACAACUAAACUGGUCGUGCCAAAUCUCAGCCGUCGAUGGAAAUCUGUAAAAUAUUUAUAAAAAAUAAAGGAGAGCAUUGUUAUGUACGAAAGAACACCGACAUAUAGCACGGCGUAUGCUAAAGAACACGAAGGACAACGAUGACCUAUCCGACGUGUACCUAGAGUAGGAAAAGGAGUUGCAAAUAUCGGCGCAAGUAAACACAAAAGAGAUUUUGAAGAGAAGCCGUAAAUUGACAUUCUUACCAGAAAUAUUCACGGUACCAUAUAUGGUUAUCUAUUUCACUACCUAGCAUACUAACAAGAUAUACAUGUCUUGUGAAGAAAAACAGUUUAUGUAUUGUAACAUGGUAUCUCUAUGUAAGGCUAAACACGUAAUUUUGAUCAAUUAAUGUGUACUAUAGUCUAAUUUCUGUCGAAUGAGCUUUCGAGCGAAGCAACGUUUGAAGGACGGGCACAAAAAAAAAGAAAAAAAAAAACAACGAGAAUGAUAAUCUCUAAAGCAAGCUGGAUAUUGAUUAUACAAGAGCCAUUAUUAUUAUUAUUACUAUAAAUGUAAUGAUGACUGUGGAUUAAAUUGAGCAAUGCUGGAAAAUUUGGUGGAUCCCAAACCGGACGUUACUCAGAGCCAGAUGAAUAGUGUUGUCGCAAGCUGCUCUCACACGCUAUCCUUACGUGGAUAGAAAAACAUUACAAAGAUUCAUUUUUAAGUAACGAAAAAAA
Varroa destructor (honeybee mite) is the source of this 12797-nucleotide messenger RNA. Its product is annotated as teneurin-m-like. Gene Ontology annotation, biological process: motor neuron axon guidance. The record is from RefSeq and is a predicted model, not a curated record. NCBI's taxonomy places the organism in Eukaryota, Metazoa, Arthropoda, Arachnida, Mesostigmata, Varroidae.